Messenger RNA from Branchiostoma belcheri (Belcher's lancelet), 913 nucleotides. RefSeq names its product neurocalcin homolog. The record is from RefSeq and is a predicted model, not a curated record. Gene Ontology annotation, molecular function: calcium ion binding. NCBI's taxonomy places the organism in Eukaryota, Metazoa, Chordata, Leptocardii, Amphioxiformes, Branchiostomatidae. Bases 1 to 735 code for a protein of 244 amino acids. The transcript is spliced from 2 exons.
AUGGGCUGCUCGGUGGGCAUCUGUAGGGAACACAAAGUCAGAGAAACGAGAACGGGACUAACGUGUGAAUACUGCAACACGUACUGUGGUAACGAUUCAGGGUCGUACCUAGACUGUCUGGCUAUUAACCACGAUAGAGAAGUGUGGGGCUGGCCGCGAAGAGCUCGCACGCGCCCGUCCAAACAACAGCGCGACAGACUCAUAUCAGACCUGACUCGUACCACCAACUUCCGAGAAUCCGAGAUCAAACAUCUCUACAAACUCUUCCAAAAGGACUGUCCGAACGGCUUGCUGAAGGAGCAGCAGUUCGUGAGGUUCUAUGUGGAUUUCUUCCGCACCGGGUGCCGAGAGAAGAAGGCGACUCUCGCCAAGAGGAUUUUCCGCGCGUUCGAUCACGACGCGACGGGGACGGUGGACUUUCGCGAGUACGUCUGCGGGAUGAGCGCGCUCUUAAGGGGAUCUAAGGUGGAGAAACUUAAGUGGGCCUUCAGAAUGUACGAUCUGGACGGAAACGGAGAGGUCACGAAGAGAGAGCUGCUGAAUGUGUUGAUGUUGAUGAAUGAACUGCGGAACCCUGGCGCACCCGAAGAGGAGACCCGGCAAAUGGAGGUUCAACAGGAGGAACUCAUCACGGGAAUCUUCAACUCACUGGACAUCGACCACGACGGGAAGCUACAGCUCAAAGAGUUCGUCGAGGGAGUCCGCAGGAAGCCCGAACUCUUCAAAAUCCUAUAGGUGUUUGCAUUCACGUGACUAUGACGUAAGUACUGUCCGCCAUGUUGGGUGGUUAAAGCUGGAAGCUGCCAUGUAGAUUUCAAUGUGUAGUCGUAUAUUUUCAGUCAUGUAACGAUUAAAUACACAUUCUACACAUGUAAAUCGGUAGGCGUGAUUCAAGGUUCAACCAUCAAACCGC